CAAAAUCAGCAAAGUAAUAAGAAAAUUGGCACAUAACACAAAAUUAUUAUAAAAUAAUUAUUCAUAAUCUAUAUUAUGUAAAUUGCAAGUAAAAAUGAAAAUUGAAAUCUGCAACCAUCAAUCCUUAAUAAUAAGACAAUGAAUUUAAUUAAAUUAGAGUAACCGCCAUUUGAGAUAUGAUUUUUCAUGAAAAGCGGGUAUGAAAUUGGUUGGAUAUGCUCUCUGUUAUCAGAUCCGGUCGUGCAAUUGCUAAUUUGCCUAAAAAGACGCUAGAAUCAUCUCCACUGCGGCCAAUCCAAAAAAAAGUUAUGACUACUUCUACUACCAAAGGUCGCUCCGACAUGUACGACACUAGAAAGUAUAGUCCCUGUUUACCAAAAUUCGAUACGAUGACAUGUUUCGAACCCCUACCGAAUAUUCCGACUGGUGUAUUCAGAUGCACGACUGGCGAAGACAGAUUGGGCCCUUGCGCUUCCAAAUGUUGGUAUUACAAAAAUCCAGAAUACUUUUGCUUCCACGAUAUGACAUUUUUCGACUUCCACUUGAUCUUGAGAGGUUGUCGUAUGCCUUCUCCAAAAACCGGCAGAAAACCGUGAGGAAAGCCGAGACAGCUCAACGCUCAAUUUUACAUUAUUUUGUGUGUAAGAUCAAAUUUACAUUUAUGUGACUGUACACAGAUAGUGUAAAAUUACUGUUUGUAGAGGUACAUCUUCUUGGAAAUCAAUGUCAUAUUGUGUGACAUGUCUCUUGAAUUCUCGUCUUGCGCACUUUUCGCAAACACUCACACAAAAGCAAAACUGAGCGUUCAAGCUGAUCAGUGUAAAUAUGUAUGCUAAAGAAUCUUGUUUAUGAAAACAGUAAAUAGUUUAGAAAAACAUUGAAAAUUGCUAUGUUUAUACUUUUAACACAACCUAUUAUAGAAAGAAGAAUUAGUAGAUUUGUGCAAUUUUGUAUGAUGUUAUGUAUUUCUAACGAAAAAAAAACUCUUAACAACUAGUUAUAUCGAGGCUACGGACCGUGAAAUUCAAUGAUGCUAUUCUAAAGCGGUACUGAUAGAUGACGUCUUGGAGUAAUUAGCAUCGCGAUAUUGCAUUUGUUGCGGUAUGUUGCGCGCUGGCGAGAUGAGGCGGCAGUUGACAGGUUGUGGUAAACAUUCAAUGGAUUUACUGCUUUUCUCUCAUGCAUCAUUAAACGGUACACUGCUACUAGUAUUAUUGUAGUAUUGUUUUAGAAAUUAACUUGUGACAUUCUGGUAUAGCGAUUAACAUAAGUUGUUAUUAACAUAUACGUUAAAUGGUAUGUUUAUAAGUUACAUUAGUCUACGUUCAGUCGACAGCACACUGAUAAAUUCACGGUUAUUACUGCAUCAUAUAAAGAAGAAAAGAACAGCAGCCUAAAAGACAACCUGAUAUACAGUUGACUGAAUACAGAGCGGUGACCUGUCCCUGAAGUAGCUUACAUAAAGGAGUCGGCGCGCUGAGUUCUCUAAGAAAAAGUUACUUUAGAAUUUUUGAUUUAUUAGAAUUAUUUAAUAAAGUAAAGCUCAGAUAAGAAAGUUGGAACAGACAAGCGGUUAUUAUGUAAAAAUUAGCUUUAUAAAAAGGAAACAAUCAAGUAAAACUGAAGUCCAAACAAGGUUUAAACAAUAAGACAUUAUCAAGUAAUUACCGUCACGCAUAUAACUCCACUACAAUACAGAUAGCUACAAUUUUUUUUCUGCAAUACAAUACAUUCACAUAACCCCACUCAGACGUCAACAUGUCUAGGAAAACAAACAGUUUGUAUUUUAUCACCAUAAUAUGGCGAUAAUUUUAUUUAGUCACUGUGAAAGAGCACAUAAUUCAUCAUUUACAUUCAUUAGUAAAAAGCAAAAAAUAAUUAAGUAAAGAGCUGAAGAAUGCCUCGUCUCGUCGCUCGUUUUGAGAAGUUGUUAUUGACUAGAAGGUUCCAAAUCCAAUAGUCAUGUGCUUUAUUUGUAUACCUACUCUUUCUCUCAUCUCCGCAUAUUACCUGUUUCGUUCGGGGCUGUGACGCCGCUAAUCCUUCAACGUAAACUUAAAAUUUUGAAGAUUAGGUUGUAAUUUUACAACCAGCCGGCUGCCUGAAGUCAACCCUCCUUAUGAAUGCUAUGGUUGCCUGUCAGCUGCCUAGGCUUUAUUUAUAUCCUAUGCCUGGCUAAUAUUCAAUAACUAUACCUAUACCCACUUACAGACUAUAAAUGACUACAUACCUAUUUACCUUAACGCUAGGUAGGUACUGUUUUCAGUCCCGAAUGACAAAAAAUAUAUAGUAUAAAUAGUGAGUGUAAACACAGCCUCAAGUGAUCAAAUUUAUUUCAAAAAUAAAUUAUUGUUUCGAAAUUCUUACACUAUAUUUUAUUGUUAUAUAGGAAAUGUAGGUUAUGUAAAAUUGUUUGCCAAAGAAAACUAAGAUAUUUGAAAUAAACUUUCACCCAAAAUUAAGAGAAUAAUGCAGUUAUCAAGCCAUUGGAUUCGGCUUUACACCAUUUUGACGUUCCGACGUAACUGACUAAUUGCAAUUUGUCGGUAGACUUCCACCAAAUUAUUUUAUUUCAGACUUAAGAAUUCAAGUAUUGGACUAAAUUAGCAGCAACCCAUGCUGUUACACGCGGACAUCAGACUUUUUGACCAAAUUCUACGAAAAUUGCGUACUUUCGGGAUAAGGUCACCUUCGAUUUCGGUAUUACGAUAAUCGCUAUUCCAAUAAAGGUACAUAGCCUAAAUUGCUUUUGUACCAAUUUUCAUCGAAAUCAAGGACAGUAGUAUUUGAGUUUUUUCAUUGUACAGAUAUACAAAUCUCUCUAAACAACACAGAUAUUGAUAAAGGUUAUGAUAUUAUGACACAGCGAAAUUCGUUGAUGUCGCAUAGCCUCAACUUACUGCGAUUAGGGUGGACAUGAAUGACUAACGACGGCGAUUUGUUUUGUGACCAUAAAUAGCUGUCUAGACCGAAACUAAUGUGAGGUAAUGAUAUUGCGCAGGUGCUUGUACGUUAGAAAACUGAGAAAGUGGUUGUUUAGAAAUUUUUGAUUAUCCGAAUACAUAUGAUUUGUGCGUCUCGUUACCCAAGUCCUGAAAGCUGAAAGUGCAUCAUCAUCGUCAUUAAGUUCGGACUUUGGGUCUUCAGACACAUAGGCCUCCUCCAUGACUCCCUGUCUCCAUUCUUUCUCAUGUUAUAACCGACAUGCUUCGGGAUAGCGCCCACGUAUCUCUCUGUUGGUAAGUGCAUAGAAGUCCGAAAUCUUCUUUUAGAUAAUUUCCCACACAUGGCAGCGUCGGCACAAUACCUGUGCCAAUUUGUUCUGUCACUUGCGAUUUAAAUCGUUACUUGCCUUCUUAUUCAUACUAUACUUGACACACUCCAUCGACUUCUUUGGUCUUCUUCGAGAAGAAUAUUCGAUCAGGAUUUUCUGAUACAAUUUUUUUAAGAACCUCAGAAAAGUUAACGCGAAAAUAAAACUUUAUAUUUUUCUGUUCAGUAUAUUAAAUUCAUUUGCAAGAUUUCAUAAUAAACUCAAAGCAAUCCAAUCUGUAAACUAAAACAAUAGCAAUACAACAAUCAUUUUCAGGUGGUUUCAAUGGCAGCUAAAACGGUGUGAUAUUUUACUACAAUAACUACCUACAACUAGCUACAUUUCUCCCGGCGAAGGUAUUGGUCUAUUCUAAAGUGUGGGUUCUGCUAUAAGUAAGUAGUGGUAAUAGCUUCUACGAAAUUGCUGCCUUUGGCGAGUUUCUCGUACCCUUUCUAUUGUAAUGUGUGUGUCUUCUGGAAAUAAUUUUACUAUAUCUAUGGCCUUAUUAAGGAAAAGAUCAAAAUAUAUGGAGAGACGAUUUUGAUACUUUUCUGAUUAGUUAAACAUGGCUUUGUAUAAAGACAAUUAGAAACCUUUGUCCCAGCAGUGAGAAAAAAAGACAGAUAUCUACAGCGCGAAGCCUCGAAGCUUCAAAAGACUCAGAAUACAGAUCUGCAAAGAGGUUGAAUUACGACAAGUAAAUCAUGUAAUGGGUACAAGGUCUUAAUUUUUUUUAUAUAAUAAGACAAUGCUAAACAAUAUAGCAUGGGAAAAAAUGCGAUAGUGUAAUUAUUAUGUAAGUUAAUUUUAAUUAACGUGUAUUACUAGAAUAUCUAUUACAUGCGUAGAACUAACACCUAUAGCUUAAAUUAACUAUAUUUUUCGAGUGUGACAUGCAUCUGACAUGACUUUUACGAUUACAUACUGCGUUUAGUAGCAAGUAAUCACAUACACACUAAUGAAUGAAACUGUCAACCAAUGUGCCGGUUUCCUCACGGUAAGAUCAAAUGAUCUUUAGUAUAUCAAGAUCAAGUGUUAAUAAAGUAUAUUCACAUAUCAAUUUAAAUA
Plodia interpunctella (Indianmeal moth) is the source of this 4381-nucleotide messenger RNA. RefSeq lists its product as uncharacterized. NCBI's taxonomy places the organism in Eukaryota, Metazoa, Arthropoda, Insecta, Lepidoptera, Pyralidae. The transcript has 3 exons. Gene Ontology annotation, cellular component: mitochondrion. The record is from RefSeq and is a predicted model, not a curated record. The coding region runs from base 216 to 596 and encodes 126 amino acids.